Molecule: messenger RNA, 738 nt
Organism: Carassius gibelio (silver crucian carp)
Lineage: Eukaryota; Metazoa; Chordata; Actinopteri; Cypriniformes; Cyprinidae
Product: parvalbumin, thymic CPV3-like
Exons: 5
Coding region: 161-490 (109 amino acids)
Cellular component (GO): nucleus; cytoplasm
Molecular function (GO): calcium ion binding
Source: RefSeq, a predicted model, not a curated record
CAGGGCCUGGCAGCUAGAAUUUGAUCCACAGACAGGUAACUCAAGAAUCAGCCAUUGUCACUGCCUUCAGAUCUAUAUAAAGCGCACCUGGACAGAGCCGCAGUCACCGCUCAGCCUUACUUCUGUUGACUCGCCUGCCGGGAGAACUUCACUGAGGACCAUGUCACUCUCAUCUGUCCUUUCCGCCGACGCCAUCGACAGCGCGCUCAAGGACUGUCAAGCUCCUGACUCCUUCAACCCCAGAAAGUUCUUCCAGCUGUGUGGUCUGACGAAGAAAAGCCCUCAGGAAGUGAAGAAUGUCUUCAACAUCCUGGACAACGACGCCAGUGGAUUCAUCGAGGAGGAAGAGCUCAAGUUCUUCUUGCAGCGGUUCUCAGCUGGAGCUCGUGUACUGACCGACAAAGAGACAAAGGCUUUCUUAUCAGCAGCUGACGAUGACAGCGACGGCAAGAUCGGAGUGGAUGAAUUCCAGGCGAUGGUUUUGUCCUGAAUGAUCGGUACACAUCUCUCCCCUCUCUUGUACUCAGAUUUCAUUUCAAUUCAGCAGGUCAAUUCAGGUUUUUUGGCUCCCGGGGACCCCCUGGUCAAUAGAGUCCACACUCGACAGACGCACAGCGUACACACUGCACAGAUUUUAUUUGAUUUUUGAAUAUGUAGAGGGGGCGCACAUGGGCACUGACCAAAUGUAAAACUACCUGAAAAUUAUUAAUGAAGUGAAUAAAUAAAUGGCUCAAAAUA